Messenger RNA from Rotaria sordida, 281 nucleotides. Lineage: Eukaryota; Metazoa; Rotifera; Eurotatoria; Philodinida; Philodinidae. The record is from the annotation of a GenBank genome assembly.
AUGGUUUGGUGGGGACUUUCAUCAUGUACAACAGCACUCACUGUUCUACAAUCAGAACAGUUUCUUGGUCAAACUGGCGACCGUACUUUGUUCAUGAUUGAAUGUAUCAACGGUAAAGUAAUACAAAAUCAUUCUUAUUAUGUAUCGGAAUAUGAAGGGUGUGGGUGUGGGUGUGCGGAUGGAUGUGUGAUAAGUCUUCAUCUACACCCACAUGACACUCACACCCACACCCACACCCACACCCACACCCACACCCACACCCACACCCACACCCACACCCA